This is a messenger RNA of Bacidia gigantensis, 432 nucleotides long. RefSeq lists its product as uncharacterized. The record is from RefSeq and is a predicted model, not a curated record. The coding region runs from base 1 to 432 and encodes 143 amino acids. Lineage: Eukaryota; Fungi; Ascomycota; Lecanoromycetes; Lecanorales; Ramalinaceae. The transcript has a single exon.
AUGUGGAAAUCAAAGCGCAACGUCACUAUAAGCUACAAGCCUCUUGAUCCUCCAUCCGCCUCCAACAAAGACCAGAUCGAAGAUAUCGUGUCCUAUCAAACGCUGAGCUCCGACAAAGAAAAGACGGUCUUGGGCAUCGAUACAAGAGGAGCUAGCACAGGGGAAUGGGAUUGGAGGGGUAAAGGCUGGCUGAAGAUUGCGAGCUCGCACUGGGAAGUGCUUGGCUACGGCGACCUGGAAGGAGGCGGACAAUGGGCGGUGACGUAUUUUGCGAAGACGCUUUUCACACCAGCUGGCAUCGAUGUCUAUUCAAGAAGCAAGGAAGGGGUUGGAGAGGAGAUCCUAGAGGGGAUCAAAGGGGCUCUAGCGAAGAGUGAGGAUUCAGGUGUGAGGGACCUGGCUGCAACCCUCUUCGAGGUCACGAGGAAUUGA